This is a messenger RNA of Triticum turgidum subsp. durum (durum wheat), 765 nucleotides long. NCBI's taxonomy places the organism in Eukaryota, Viridiplantae, Streptophyta, Magnoliopsida, Poales, Poaceae. The record is from the annotation of a GenBank genome assembly.
AUGGUUUUUAAAGACGAGAGCAGCGACGAGAACUCAAGCCUCCCGUACAUGCAUUCUGAAACCUCCACCGAUGGGCUCAAUCAGGAAGGUCAGAAUUGUGGGUUUGUUCAGUGGGUUGAUGAGCAGUGGCCCCCAACAAUGGAGAAUGCAUUGCUGAAGCUUUGGUCAAUGGUUGAAGAGAGCAAGUCUGCUAGGGUGGAUGAUAAUCUUCAAAGUUCUUUAACUAUUCACCAUUUGACAGAAGAAAAUAAGAAGCUGGAUGCACAAUAUGACAAGUUAGUGAAAGAUGUGCAUCAACUUGUGGACUUUCAGCAGGAUAGGGUUGUGGAUUUCAGUUAUCUGCAGUCAGCUGUCACAUAUCAGCACCAAUGCAGAGCUGAAUUGGUGGCUGGUAUGAAUGCAAAAAUGGCAAAGAAAGAUGCAGCUCUAGAGAAGCUUCAACGGAAGUUUGAAAUCCUGUGCAACCUGACAAGUGCUCAAGCAACUGCCAUUCAAAACCUCAAGUUGAAGAAUAUGAAAGAGAAGCAAUUGAGGAUUGAGGCUCAAGAGAAUUUGAAGCUGAAGAAUGCAGAGUUCACAAAGUUUGAGGAGAAGCUCACCCAAAAGAAGCUAGAGUUGAAGUUCCAGGUUGCUGAUCUGCUGAAGCUUAAGGAAAACCAUAAAGAAGAGAAGCAGAUGCAAGAGUUUAAGAUUACUGAGCUCAUGAAGGCAGAGGAGAAGCUGAAGGAGAAGAUCAAGGGGAUCCAGGCCAUCUUGGAGAACUGA